Symbiodinium necroappetens is the source of this 3759-nucleotide messenger RNA. NCBI's taxonomy places the organism in Eukaryota, Dinophyceae, Suessiales, Symbiodiniaceae. The record is from the annotation of a GenBank genome assembly.
AUGGAGACUGGUGAAGCGGCACAGAUGCUUAUCCCGAACUUAUGCUUCCGGGAUGUGUUUUUGGCAUUUCGAAAAGCCGAGCUGAGCGAGUACCCGAGCAAGGAAGCGGCCCAAGGGGUCGACGACGGUGCUCCUGGGAUCCUCCAGCAAGUGGCGCAGAGCGAUCUUCGCGCGCAGCACUUUCCGGAAUGUGGGUCAGACUACCUCAGUCCAGACAUCGAUGAAAAGGCUAUUCGAGCUGAGAAGCCGGAGGAGAUGUGCCUGGCCAUCGCCAGGGCGAAGGCCGACGCCCUCGCUCCGAAAGUAAAGGACAGAGACGUCUUGCUGGUUUGCAUGGACCAGGUGGUGAGUUGCGACGGGCAGAUAAGAGAAAAGCCGGAAACUGAAGCAGAGGCGCGGCAGUUCCUGGAGUCCUACAGGCAAGGCAAGCAUGCCAGCUUCAUUAACGGAAUGGUUGUCAUGAAUGCAUCAACUGGCAGGCCCCCGUGCGCCUCAUCCUUAAACUCAUCAAAGGCAUUCUGGAAAAUCUUUCCGGAUGAGGUCGUAGAUGCCUUGAUCAAGAAGGGCGACUUGUUCACGUGCGCUGGCGGAGUCGUGGUUGAGGAUGAGCUGCUUCAACCUUACCUACGUUGUAUAGAGGCCCUUCCCGCUGCUGUGGUGCCAGGUAGCCUUGAGAAUCGUUGCCAGGGAACGGAAGACUCCGUGCAGGGCCUUCCUCUGAAGCCGCUGCGCAUGCUGCUGGCACGUGCUCAAGCUCCGGCUGUGACACACGUCAUCUUUGACAUGGAUGGGUUGCUCCUGGACACGGAAAGCUCUUACAGCGUAGCUCAGCAGGAAAUCCUUGACAGGUGGAAUAGGUGCGGCCUCAGCUCCAGUCCCGGUGCCAAGGCCAUGGAAAGCGGCUUCGAGCUGGCGAACCACCAGGUGGCUGGGCUGGUAUUUCUUGUGCCACUUCUAGUUGCUCUAGCGUUCUAUGUCCGGAGAUCACUUCCGGGCAAGCUGAAGAACCGAGGGAGCUUUGAACAUGAGGAUCCUGCAAACGCACAGUCCAUGUCAGAGCGGCGGCGUGACUUCUGCCGCAUUGUUGCAACAAAAAGAGACCUUUGGGUCUUCACGGUGGAGGAGCGCCAAGCAGGUCGAUUCCUCCCAAUCGAUUUUCCGCCGGGCAUGAGCCCAGAGACUGGCGACCCAGCUGCGGAGAAGGUCUGCUAUCAGAAGCUCAAAUGGUGGUUGCAGCAAGAACUGGGGCGCAUCCCUGGUGCAAUCGAUCUUGGAAUGACAUCGCAGUGGGCGGUGGUGGAUCGAAUCAUGUAUUUCAUCAGUGCCAGCCCCGGCUUUGACUUUGUGAUGCAACACAAAGUCCCCCCCCGGAUUCUGCAGCCGAAGUACCUUGUGCUCAUUUCGAAGGGUGGACAAGUUCGAGUUGCGUGGUUUGCGUUCGUGAGCAACAAUCCAGAGCCGGGUGUUGCCUGCUUCUGCAUCCGCUCGCAGGCACUUGAUGCUUGCCAGAUUUGCAUUGACGAGCUGGAGCUGUCGGAUCUGGUCUCGGCCGAAGACUUUCUCGCAGAGCGAGAGAGGAGGCUGGAGGUCCUUUUCGCAAAAGCGGCCCUCAUGCCUGGAGUUGAGCGACUGGUGCGACACCUUCACAGGAGCGGCGUACCGAUGGCCGUGGCAACGUCCUCCCAUCGUCGCCACUAUGAUCUGAAGACCAGUCUACAUAGAGAACUCUUUGGUCUCAUGCAUCACGUUGUGACGGGGGACCAGGUCAGCAAAUCCAAGCCGGAUCCGCAAAUUUUUAACCAUGCUGCCAGCCUUUUCGAUGGGAUGCCAGCAACUGAUACAAUCCUCGUCUUCGAGGACGCCCCGAGCGGUGUAGAGGGCUGCUUGUGCCAUCGACCGGUGUCCCAUAUCGCUUUGAGCCCGAUGUUGGCACUGCCAGCUCCGGGGAUCGGAGAUGAUGUGGCGCAGGUUCUUUGUGGCAUCCUGCUGCGGUCGCGAAGACUAGAGCCGGCGGGCCAUGCCUUUCAUGCAAUCCACGAGAAGCACAAGAUCAAGGGGCCCAAGCAGCGUGAGAAUCGACAGAAGGACGCUCUCAGCGACGAAGAAUCACCUCCGCCGGAUUCCUGGAGGAAGAAGAAGAAAGAGGGCAGCGGACGAACGGGUGCGUUAAGGCUGAGCCCUCUGCUGACUGGUGAGAACUUGUACACGUUGCUGGAAGUUAGCGAGGCAGCCUCUGUGGAGCAAAUCAAGAAGCAAUACCGCAAGCUGGCUCUUCAACAUCACCCUGACAAGCAAGGGGAUACCGAAGAGAAAGGAAGCGGUUUGAGUGAGAAGGACCAGCACUUCAUCAAGAUACAGGAGGCGUAUGAGGUUCUAUCGGACCAGGCGAAGCGGCGGCAGUACGACUCAACACUUGACUUCGACGAUGCGAUUCCGGAGGAGGUCUCUGAGUCGGGCGGUUUCUUUGACACCUUUGGGCCGGUCUUCAGACGAAAUGCACGCUGGAGCACGAGGUUUCCUGUGCCCGAAAUCGGUGACGAGAACACGGACAUGGUAAAGGUUCACAAGUUCUAUGACUUCUGGCUAUCCUUCGACUCCUGGAGAGAUUUCUCCAUGCACGAUGAGUACAAUCUCGAUGAUGCAGAAUUCCGCGAGGAACGGCGGUGGAUGGAACGACAGAAUCAACGACUUCGCAAGAAGUACCUUGAGGCUGAGAGGAAGAGAAUUAUGAGACUUGUCGAGACGGCAGAAAGACUAGAUCCUCGAAUACGGGCUGAAAGAGAGGCUCGUGAGAAGAAGAAGCGUGAGGAGAAGGAGAAGAGAGCGCGAGCGAAGCAGGAGGAGCAGGAAGCAAAGCAAAGAGAGGAGGAGGAAAAGAAGCGAAAGGCAGAACAGGAAGAAGCCGAGAGGGUGGAGAAGGAGCGCGUGUUGCGCGAGCAGCGGAAGCAGAACAAGCAGGUGGCCAAGACCUUGAGGCAGCGCUUCAAAAAGAUUGUGCAGGGGAAGUGCACUCUGCAGCAGUUGGAGAUCGAGGAGCUUCAAGACUUCUGUCUCCUGAUGGAUGCGGAGAAACUGGAAGACCUGUGCAUUCAUCUUGAGGGAAUAGCGGAUGUCAAAGAGUCGGAGGCCUUCGUUCGCUCGGAGCUUUGUGAGGCACGAAAGCGACGCACAGACGAGGAGCGGCAGCGACGGGAGAGGCAGAAGCUCGAAGCAAAGAAGCGCGAGGAAGAGAAGGCCACAGAAUCAAAGGAGGCGGCCCCGUGGGCUGCAGACGAACUAGGUCUUCUAGCAAAAGGGCUGCAAAAGUUUCCAGGCGGAAUGGGUGGGCGCUGGAGCUUGAUCACGAAGAUGCUGAACGACAGCGGCUACCCUCGAGCGGAGAAAGAAGUGGUCGAGAAGACCAAGGAGCUCUCUGAGGGCCAGUCGCUCCGCUCCAUGGGCUCCAAACUCGCCAGCGACUUCCAGGCGCCCAAGGCCAAAGCCAAGCCCAAGGCUGCACCACUCCAGGCGGAAGCGGAAGAUUCCAAAACUGCUGCACGUUCUGCAACAUCCGCAGAGAAGUCUGAACCGUCAAAGGAUGUGGAAUGGACAGCAGAGCAACAGCAGGCACUUGAGAAGGCACUGCAAAGGCACCCAGCAAGCUUGGACAAGAACGAGCGCUGGAAGCUCAUUGCGGCUGAGGUCCCGGGCAAAACAAAAGCCCAAUGCGUGGAGCGGUUCAAGUUCUUACGAGAGCAGCUCAGCAAGGCCUGCGGCUGA